AUGGCUAGGAUUGGCAAGGGGCAGGCCUUUACCAGCAAUGACUUUAAAAAGGCCAUCUACGCCAUCAGAGGAAAUAAUCGCCAGACAAAAGGAAUGGCAUGUUCGGUUGCUAUUGAAGGACAAAACGAAGGCUCUGUUCUGUUAGUUACUGACACUUGGAAAGGCCCAGAACCGAUCACGGGGUGUCGAUUGCACCGCUAUUCACGCAAAAAGCAACACUUCGAAGACUAUCGACUUAAACCUAUAAGCAUUACAGUGCGUGGAAACUUCUCCUUAGUUUUGUGUGAUUUUGCAUGUGACGGUAAAGGCAGUUUUGAGAUAAAAAGUCUUCAUAAGAAGUGUUUGAGUGGUCAGCAGCUCAAGAGGGACUUCCGGGUUUACACGAUUUAUCGAGAUGAAUGUAAAGUCCUGGAAUUAAUAUACAAUGAUGGUAGUUACAAACUUAUUGACAAUGGUUUAUAUGAUCUCACAUUAUGCGGAUCCCCAAUCAUUGAUGAGGAUAACUUUAAAAAAUAUCUCGUGGGAGUUUUGACGACCAACGCUGAGGGCAAAGUUAUUCCUUGUUUCCUGUCUAAUGGGGUAUUAGGUGAGUAAUGUCAAUGAUGAUGAUUGAAAUACUAUAUUUUACUUGAUUAAAUGCAACCCUGGAGUAAACGCUGAUCUUGAUUAAAUGCUGAGAUUGAAACAAAAUUACAAUUAAACGCCUCCCCCGAUUAAAUGCCACACCCAAUAAGAAGAAUGCACCAUUUAUUUGAGGAUUAACAAUGGUAAUUGGACUGAGUGGAGUCCAAUUCGGUCUAAAAUCGUACAAGUGAUUAACAAGCAGGAGUCCGAUUUGUUAAUCACAGGUAUGAUUUCAGAACGAAUUGGAUGACAGGAAGUUCUGUAACCAACUAAUCAUGACUAUAACAAAAUUUGUGAUAGUUUAGGCUUUUUUCUAAUUAAAACACAAGAAAUUCCCAGAGUUUUUUGGCUAGCCGUGAGCAAAAAAGACAUUUAAGAACGCAGGUACGCUGGCGCCCAUUGUUCAUGUGAUUAUUUGUGCAUGACGCAUACUGUCCAUUAGUGCUGAAAUCAGGACAGUUGAUGGCCAAUCAGAUUUGAGAAUUUUGUUAUAGUUUAUGAUAAUAAUAAGAAAAACUCGAUACAACUUGCUGGUCAUCUACACAAUCCAGACAAUCACGAUUCUAUCUUAGCAUAAAAAGCAAAAGCAAGUCAUGGGAACUUAAAAUUAAACAUCUUUCUGCUUUAGAGACAUUAAAUAUUUACAAAAUUUAUUUCAUUUUAAAUGUAGAAAUUACAUAGAGGAUAUUACACGGUGGCGCGAAGAUAUGAAUUUUAUUUUCGAGUGGCAAAACAAUAUUUUACGAACGAGCGCAGCAAGUGAGUAAAAUAUUGUUUUUGCCACGAGAAAAUAAAAUUCAUAAAAUUAUCUUCAAGCCUCCGUGUAAUGUUCUUUUUAUUAUAUAGACAAAAAGACAUUGAUAAAAUAAUAGAUUUUUAUUCGCCAAAAAGUAAUUGUGACGGCUCAAAUUUACAGUACAGCAAUAUAAGACAUGGUUUACAAUAAUCUUGAGAAAUAACACUGAGCUGAAUAGGGCUCUACAAUGACAAAAUAUAAGCAAAACUUUGAAAAAUGUGUAAUUAAAAUUCAAAGGACGCAAGACGCCUACAAAUUUUGGAGGGAAAUUACUGAAAUUACGUCAUCGAUAAACUCACGUGUGAGAUUAUGGAAAAUAAACCACUCGGGUCCCGGAUGUAGUUUUUAUGAAUUUUGCGAGUGCUAUAUUUUCCAGUAAAACACUCGUGUCUAUAUAAUAAGAUAAACUAUUUAAUAGUGUAUUAUUUCUGCAUUUAAAAUGAAAUAAAUUAGGGUCAUUGGAAAAGGUCUGUUAUCUUAAAUUAAAUAGGGUAGCAAAAGGAAUGGCUUUUUUUUCUCAGAGGGACAAAAUUUGAAAUCAAAGAUGGCUAUGACUAUGCUACAAAUUUUCUUGGAAUAAAUAGGUGAAUCAUACAAGUCUGUUCCUAGAAGAGCUGACUCUUUUGAUUCUAUUUUUCUUGUGACCAUCUCUCAUUUGCAAUCACUCACUCUAGUAUUGGCAUUUUGGGUUGUCGCUAAUGGGAAGCUUAACUGUAGUAUUACUUACAUUAUAUAUCACUUUGUCUUGAGACUACAACUUAUAGGGUAUGCACAGUCUUGAAAAGUCGUAUAUGAAUUCCAUUUUUCCUUGAAAAGUCCUCAAAUUUCUUUGCAAGUCCUUGAAAAGUCCUUGAAUUUUCUUCAACUUUGAAUAAAGUGGCCUGGAAAAGUGGCCUGGAAAGUGUUUGGUUGUCCAAGACAUAAUAUAAGUCAUAGCUCAGAGAAUUUGAUUGUUAUUUUGAUAAAGUGCUCUAUGUUUUAUGCAAGAAUUUAUAAUCAAUUUAAGACAAGUGAACUGAAAAAUGUAGAGUUGUUGGUGGAGCAAACAGUUCAAGCCUUAAAUUAAAGCCUUAUUAGAAAAAGACUGGGAAUAUGUAUUUUUGAGCAAUGUGUGAAAUUAUAUAGAAGGUGGUCCUUGAAAAUCUAAUGUGGUCCUUAAAAAGCCCUUGAAAAAUGGUUGCAAUUUUUUGUAUGAACCCUGAAUUAGUACGAAUGAUCUGAUUUACAUGUACUUACAUGUAGCAUCAAGAUUACAUGAUAAAUAGCUAUUAAUUAAGCUAAGCUACUUAUCAUAUACCCUAUUUCUGAAAAAUGUUUACUUGUUUUGUUAAAAUAUGACAUUACUUUUUUAUAGAAGAGCCAGCAUUCACCACACAUCCUAAAAAUCAUCAGACACUGAGGGAAGGGGUAAAUAUAACCUUCUCAAGUGAUGCACAUGGCAUUCCUGAACCAACAUUUACUUGGACCAAAGAUGGAUCGGCUGUAACUGCCAAUGAUAGAAUCAGUGUAUCAGCAGAUAACAAAAAACUGAGUCUUACAAAUGUGAAUAGGGCAGAUAGUGGAGAAUACAGAUGUGUGGCUACCAACAGUGUGGGCACAGUUAACUCCAAUGCUGCUACAUUAACAGUACUUUGUAAGAAAACUUUUACUUACUCUUUAUUUAAACCCAAUUGAAAAAUCACUUCCACUGCUCCUAUCCUGGAUUAUCUCAGUUACUCCAUAUGAGUGCUGCCUUUCAAAAUAAAGGGCUUGUCAGGUGCCUCUCUAACUUGAUUACCUCUCACUAUUCUUUUAUUCAGAAUCAAAAAAGUUGUAGAAUGCUAGAAAACACAGUUAUUUUGUAUUUGUGUUUUUUUGCUAAUCAAUGGAGCCUUGAGUUUUUCCUUACUCAUAUUAAUAUCUCUAUAUGAGAAGUGUUUACAUAACUGUAUGUUACUCAUUGACAAGUAAACCCAGUUUCUUGUGGUCUUGGACUAGAGUCCAGAGUACUGCUAGAGUCGCACAACACUGAUGCUGUCAAUCAAUGCAGUGACUGUGAGUAUGAUGUCGAACAUCUCAGAAUCACAUUUACCUUUAAAAGGCUUAGUUUCCUUGGUCAACACAUAUAGCAAUUGGUUAGCUAAGUUUUGUUUUGUCGGUGUGUCUUCAGAUCAUUGAAGUACAUCAUUAACUUCAGUCCUAAGGUAUUUUGUAAAGUAGAUGUUAAACUGAAAAUGUACAACAUUCUGGCUAGUAAGGUGCAUUUAGUCAUUCAUUUCUUAUGACAGAUCAGCCUGAAUUCACAGCACAUCCACAGAGUCAGACACUUGUGGAAGGAUCAAGUGUAACCUUUUCAAGUGAUGCAAAUGGCGUUACUGAACCAAUAUUUUCAUGGACCAAAGAUGGAUCUUCCGUAACCGCUGACAAUAGAAUCAGUUUAUCAGCGGAUAACAAGCAACUGAGCCUAACGAAUGCGAAUAGGACAGACAGUGGAGAAUACAGAUGUUUGGCUGCUAACAGUGUGGGCACAGUUAACUCCAAUGCAGCUACAUUAACAGUACUUUGUAAGAAAACUUUCACUCAUUUUUUACUUAAGUCAAAUCGUUGUGCAAUCCUGUGUUGCUAAGUAAACAUUUGUAAAUUUUACUUUCCCUUUCGUUGCCUGGAUCUAUUUUAGCCACUCCUUAUCAACAUCAAUCUGUAGGUGAUUUCAAAAACUAAAUGGAAAAAGAGAGUUAAGUUAAUUAUUUUAUUUCUUUCUUUUUACAGUUCCUCCAGAAUUCACUGCACACCCACAUAGUCAGACAUCGAUGCAAGGAUCAAGUGUAACCUUCUCAAGUGAUGCAAAUGGCAUUCCUGAACCAACAUUUUCUUGGAGCAAAGAUGGAUCUGCUGUAACUUCCGACAAUAGAAUCAGUUUAUCAGUAGAUAACAAACAACUGAGCAUUACAAAUGUGAAUAGGACAGACAGCGGAGAAUAUAGAUGUGUGGCUGCCAACAGUGUGGGCACAGUUUACUCCAAUGCGUCUACGUUAACGUUA
This is a messenger RNA of Porites evermanni, 4440 nucleotides long. The record is from the annotation of a GenBank genome assembly. NCBI's taxonomy places the organism in Eukaryota, Metazoa, Cnidaria, Anthozoa, Scleractinia, Poritidae.